Molecule: messenger RNA, 3360 nt
Organism: Verticillium alfalfae VaMs.102
Lineage: Eukaryota; Fungi; Ascomycota; Sordariomycetes; Glomerellales; Plectosphaerellaceae
Product: DNA damage-binding protein 1b
Exons: 5
Coding region: 1-3360 (1119 amino acids)
Biological process (GO): DNA repair; proteasome-mediated ubiquitin-dependent protein catabolic process
Cellular component (GO): nucleus; site of double-strand break
Molecular function (GO): protein binding; nucleic acid binding
Source: RefSeq, a predicted model, not a curated record
AUGUCGUACAUUGUCCCCAUUCACCGGCCCAGCAGCAUUCGCCUGGCCAUUUCAAGCCGCCUGUGGCCAGACGAGGAUGUGCUGGUUACUGCCAAGGUCAAUCGGCUUGAGAUCUCACGCCCCACCUCAGAAGGCUUGACUCUGUUGAGCUCAUCCGUCGUUUGCGGCACCAUCACCCUCCUUCAAACCCUCCGACCCAAAGCAUCCGAGACCGACAUUCUGUUCGUCGGCACCGAUCUCUUCCACUACUUCACUGCGCGAUGGGACCCCACACAGGGCAAGCUCGUCACAGAGCAGGUCAUUCAGGACAUUGCAGAGCCGCACAUGCGCGAGGCCCAGAGCCAGGACAAGUGCCUUGUCGAUCCCGCGGGCAGGUUCGUCGCCAUGCACCUGUGGGAGGGCGUCAUGAACAUCAUGCAACUGGGCACGCGCAAGGGCGCAAACUUGAGGCUUGAUAAAGACUGGGCUCAGGUUCGCCUCUCCGAACUGUUCAUGAAGGCAAGCACCUUCGUGCCCACGGAGACGGGACAUCCGACCAUCGCCUUUCUCUACCAGAAUUCCAUCGAUAGGGAGGAUGCGCAUCUGGCCGUCUACAGGCUCAUGGAGGACGGCAACACCAACGUUUCCAAGUUCGACCCUUUGAAGAACCGGGAGCUCGAGCUCGAGAUUCCCGACCCGUUCGCCAGAACACUCAUCCCAGUGUCGAUAGUCGAAUCAGACGUGAAGCGUUACCAUCGCCGCGACACAACAAAUGCCAGCGCGCAGCUUGGAGGAUUGAUUGUCGCUGGCGAGACAAUGCUUAUCUAUGUUGAUACCCUGACGAAGGUCAAGAUUAGCAAGGCACUCGACGAACCCAGGAUCUUCGUUUCGUGGGCCAAGUACGAUGUUACACGAUACCUUCUCGCCGACGACUACGGAAACCUACACCUGCUGACGCUCGAGGUCGACGGCGUCAUCGUGACUGGACUGUCGCUCAAGACGAUUGGAAAGACAUCACGAGCUUCGUGUCUGGUCUAUAUGGGCAACGAGAUUCUGUUCCUGGGAUCACACCAUGGGGAUUCCCAGCUCUUCACGCUUGACCUGUGCGCUCAGACAAUACGGCUGAUCCAAACAAUACCAAACAUCGCCCCAAUCCUCGAUUUCUCCAUUAUGGACCUGGGCAACGCCGGCGACAGUGGGGUUGGAAACGCUUUCUCGUCUGGACAGGCCCGCAUUGUGGCGGGCUGCGGUGUGCACCAUAACGGUAGCCUGAGGAGCAUCCGAAGCAGUGUCGGCUUGGAGGACAUUGGAAUAUUAGAUGGCAUACAGGAUGUCCGUGGUCUAUUCUCGCUCAAGUCAUAUGGGUCUGAAAAGGUUGACACGCUUGUCGUCUCGUUCAUAACAGAGACGAGGGUCUUCAAAUUCGAUGCCUACGGCAGCGUCGAAGAGCUGGCGGACUUCCAGGGUCUCACACUUGACCAGCCGACUUUGUUCGCAGGUUCAUUAGCCAACGGCCACACGCUGCAAAUUACGGCUUCCUCCGCGCUUCUUCUAGACUCGGAAAGCAGUGUUACGAUAAAUUCCUGGACGUCAUCCAACGGGGGAAGUAUCGUCAAUGCUUCUGUCAACGAGAAAGCAAGCACUGGGCGACGGUAUUGGGGGGCGACGGCAGCCAGAUCUCGUGCAUUCACGCAUCGCGAGACUUUCCCUGAUAUCGGCGCUAUUGGCUUUUGGUCGACAGGCUCCGUGUGCGGGCAUCAACCUCGGAACACUGCAAGCACUGCAUGGGGGAAAGCAUCAAACAGAACGACGACAACGUCUCUGUUCCUAGGGAUCUCGCUUUGGUCCAGCUGCACCCGCCUCAGCUCGCAGGCCCCACGCUAUUCGUUUCUCUUGAGGACGGCCAAGUGGUUUCAAUCAACGUCUCAAAAGAUGACUAUUCUCUCACGGCGAGGAAAAGUGUCACGUUGGGGAGCAGGGAGGCAGGCUUGCAUGUGCUGCCGCGACCGGGUGCCCCUGGGCCGGAUCAUCUACUCGGCUGCCACCGCCGAGGACGUGACUCACAUUGCGCCGUUUGAUUCUGAGGGUUUUCCCGAUGCCAUCUUUUUGGCUACUGACAAGAAUGUCCGUAUCGCCAACGUGGAUACCGAACGCCGGACUCACGUCAACCCCCUUCAUAUCGGUGAGACGGUGCGGCGGGUGGCUUACUCUCCGGCACUGAAGGCGUUCGGCAUCGGCACCAUCCGAAAAGAGCUUCUGCACGACGAAGAGAUUGUCUCAAGUGCCUUCCAGCUCGUAGACGAGAUUGUGCUCGGUAAGGUCGGCAGGCCCUUUGCCCUUGGCGGAGAAGCCUCUGUGGAGCUGGUUGAGGCUGUGAUUCGAGCCGAACUCGACGACAGUACAGGGCAGCCCGCCGAGAGAUUCAUAAUUGGCACAAGCUAUCUCGCAGACCCUGACGUCAACGAUAGUGGCGACGUCAAGGGUCGGAUUUUGGUGCUUGGUGUAGACUCGGACAGGAACCCGUACCUCAUCGUCAGCCACGAACUGAAGGGUGCUUGCCGAUGCCUGGGGGUGAUGGGAGACAAGCUCGUGGCGGGCUUGAGCAAGACGGUGGUAGUCUACGACUACAUCGAGGAUUCGACGACAUCUGGAAAGCUUGAGAAGCUGACGACAUUCCGGCCCUCGACAUUUCCCGUUGAUCUCGACAUAUCCGGCAACAUGAUUGGAGUGGCUGAUUUAAUGCAGUCCAUGACCCUGGUCGAAUUUGUACCAGCAAAAGACGGCCGCAAGGCCAAACUAAUAGAGAGGGCGCGACACUUUGAAUACAUUUGGGCCACAGCAGUGUGCAGCUUGGGCGAGGAAUCCUGGCUGGAGGCGGACGCGCAGGGAAACCUCAUGAUUUUGGAACGUCAGCCGGACGCGCCGACUGAGCACGAUCAGAAGCAGAUGCGCACAACGAGCGAGAUGCACCUGGGCGAGCAGGUGAAUAAGAUCCGCCCGCUCCAGAUUACGGCGACAGAGAGCGACAUUAUUGUCCCAAAGGCCUUCCUCGCAACGGUCGACGGUUCUCUCUAUGUCCUUGCCAAUAUCAGUGCUGAGUACCAGAGCAUCCUGCUGCCCUUCCAGGAACGACUGGCUGGGAUCGUGCGCUACCUCGGCCAAGCCGCGCCCGAAGACAACGAGGGACCCUCGUUUAGCCAAUGGCGGGGAUUCAGAAACGCAAAGAGGAUGGCGGGAGCGCCGUUCAGAUUUGUGGACGGAGAGCUGAUUGAGCGGUUCUUGGACUUGGAUGAACUUAGACAAGAAGCUGUUGUGGAGGGAUUGGGACCGUCUGUCGAAGCGAUGCGGAACAUGGUUGAAGAGCUCAGAAGGAUGCACUAG